AUGCCUUCAUAUUUUGGAAUUAAAGAGACUCGGUCCAGUAUUCGGAGAAUGCGCUUUGAUGCAUCUACGGCACGCUUCAUAUCAGGAACAAAUGCAAUCACGCGUCCAGAGGCGGUGAGACUGAACACGAUCGCGGCGAAUGCUCUGAGAGUGGAGUGGAAGAACGAAAAGGAGACUAAAGAAGAUAGUGAGUUGAGCAUGGAAAAGAAACUCGGUGGACAUUUUCGUCCAAUAUUGUCCAUCAAAAUUAUUGACAUAUAUCAAUACAAAUUCACCAAAAUAGGCACCAAUGCAAAUUCAUCUAGUUUCUAG
Molecule: messenger RNA, 312 nt
Organism: Echinostoma caproni
Lineage: Eukaryota; Metazoa; Platyhelminthes; Trematoda; Plagiorchiida; Echinostomatidae
Source: the annotation of a GenBank genome assembly